GACCACAAUAUCAUUCAACCACUCGGCUGCCACUAGGUUAUACGUGAGAUAGAUACGAGAGCAACCCCAUGUCGACAAGCAUGCAGUUUCUUGUGUUUCUGGUGACUCUCGCCUGCGGGGUCUGCUGCAUUGAAAAUCUGCCGUCUCAGCUUCUAUUGCAGCCGAAGGAAAAACGCGGCGUCGGCGACCACUCGGUGACUUUCCCGUCGGAAUCUUCCUCCACGUAUUCGGCUCCACUUCAUUCGAGCUCCAGUUAUGAUCUAGGUGGAUCAUCUGGUGGCUUCUCCCUGGGGCACGGCUUUCUCAACUCGGGCGGCUCCGCCGGUCACGGGAUCAGAUAUUCCUUAGUGCAUUCCGGUGGCCUUGGAUCUGGAUAUCAAUCGCCUGGACUCAGCCAUCAGAGUCCCUUGAAUCAUCAGAGUAUUUCCUCGGGUGGACACUCGGCUCAGAGCACCUACUCCGUGCCCAACUUAGCGAGUCCCCAUCUGGGAGGCGGCGGAAGUAGCAACGCACUUUUCACUCCAGCAGCGAAAACCGGUCCCGUUACCUUCGGUCCCGCCCACGGUGGCGGCGGCGGCGGCGGUAGCAGCAGCGGUGCCGCGAGCUCUUCCGGUUCUAGCUCGUACAGCGCGCCGAUCUACACUUCCGGCGGUCACGGUUCCGGACUCUCGGCCUACAGCAACGGAGGGACAUCUAGCCUCGGUCUUCAGAUCGUACUGGGAUCGCAGCACGGUCUGUCGUUGGGUUCCCCAGGCGCCUCGUCGAGCUACAAUCUUCCCAUCCACUCUGCAUCCUCGAGUCCCUCGCAUUCCGUGACGGGUGGUCUGAUCAUCGCCGGUUCGCACGGCAGUUCCUCCGGCUACAGCCUGCCAGCGUCCUCCGCAUCCUCUCACGGCGUCUCCACCCUCGGUGGCUCUUCGGGUGCUUAUCGAGGAUCAUCCACGUACAGUCUUCCGAUUAGCUCUCACGGAUCUCACGGAAUCUCCUCUGGUGCCGCGUCGUCCAGUUAUCCCGUUUCCACAGGAUCCUCCAGCAGUCAUUCCGGAUUCUCGGGCGUGUCGUCCGGUGGAGGUUCCAGCUAUAACGAGCUACCGAUCGCUUCGGGAUCUUACUCAAACUCCGGACCAUCCAACGCCAUCACGUACACUUCGGGCUCUUACUCGAACCCCGGACCAUCCAACGCUAUCUCGUACACGAAUUACGUGCCGUCCCACUCGUCCCAUUCUGGCAGCAGCUCCAGCUACUCCAGCCCCAGCGUCUCCUACGUGAGCCCCAGCCACGUGGGCUCCUCCGCUUCCGGUUACGUCAACGACGGUGCUAGCUACACCGUCAGCUCGAACUACGCGGCUUCCGCUUCCAGCCCGCCCGCCGUGACUUACACCGGAAGCAACACCUACACGCCCAUGUAUUACAGCUCGUCCCAGGGGACACCCGCGGAUUCGCAAGGAGCUUACGCCAGCGUAAGUCCGAGAUAUUUCGGAUUCGUUCCGAAAUUUUACAACGUAGACUCGGGUGGCGCGGGCUAUGACACGAUCUCGUACUCGGUUCCAAACGGAAAGUAUUAAUUUAUGUUUUAUAAAUCUUUCUACGUUCCGUCACAUCGCCAGGAUUCGAUAGCAGCUUAGGAUUAUAAUUACAAGAUCUGCGUUUAGAUCUUCUGACGAAAGCGACUCAAAUGACGGUGAUUAUCCGUCGUAAAUUUGAGAUCGUCUAAUCAUCUAAUCAUAUGCUGACUCGAUCUUGCCAUGAAGAGAUAGAAGUAAUAUUUCCGAAGUAAGAGACUACGUAUGUUGUUGAGAGAAAUAUUUAUAUUUCUUAAAAAUAUAGAUAAAUAUUUAUAUUUAAAUUUUCUACUGUACGAUCGAUCUAGAGAGAGAAAUCUGUACUGUAAUCACAAAUACCUGUUAUCUAUAUUUAUAUCAUCGACAUAUUGUAGCAUAUCCCUUCCUGUUUUCCUCGUAUCACUGAUAAUUGUGAUUUUUGUUACAUAGUUUUAUAUAUUAUUUUGUAAUAAAUGAGUUGAUUUUCCAACGCACACCAGAAAA
This is a messenger RNA of Wasmannia auropunctata (little fire ant), 2045 nucleotides long. RefSeq names its product keratin, type I cytoskeletal 9-like. The transcript is spliced from 2 exons. The coding region runs from base 69 to 1565 and encodes 498 amino acids. The record is from RefSeq and is a predicted model, not a curated record. Lineage: Eukaryota; Metazoa; Arthropoda; Insecta; Hymenoptera; Formicidae.